This is a messenger RNA of Paramecium sonneborni, 296 nucleotides long. Lineage: Eukaryota; Ciliophora; Oligohymenophorea; Peniculida; Parameciidae. The record is from the annotation of a GenBank genome assembly.
AUGGUAAAAAUUUAUGUUGAAUAUUUAAGCAAAUGGAAGAAAAAGAACCAUUAAAGAGUCUUGAAAAUUGCAAAAGUCAUCCGCUUUUUAAUUUUUUAAUGUUGUUAAAGCAUAAAAUUUAAAACUACUUCGACAUGAAAUAAAUUAUGAUUGAAUAUAAGACUUUUAUUAUUAAUUAAGCUAAGUUUCUUGGAAUAAUUAUAGAGGAGGAUAUUUUCAUGAUUUGGAUUUAAAAGAGAUAAGUCAGCAAAUUUCAAAAAGUUAGGAUUUUCAUGGGAUUACUUUAAGUAAUUUGA